Molecule: messenger RNA, 2364 nt
Organism: Cordyceps militaris CM01
Lineage: Eukaryota; Fungi; Ascomycota; Sordariomycetes; Hypocreales; Cordycipitaceae
Product: RNA processing protein Grc3
Exons: 8
Coding region: 1-2364 (787 amino acids)
Biological process (GO): cleavage in ITS2 between 5.8S rRNA and LSU-rRNA of tricistronic rRNA transcript (SSU-rRNA, 5.8S rRNA, LSU-rRNA)
Cellular component (GO): nucleus
Molecular function (GO): polynucleotide 5'-hydroxyl-kinase activity
Source: RefSeq, a predicted model, not a curated record
AUGUCGGCUAGUAAGCGCCGCAAGCUAGAGGAGGGACAGGAGGCGCCACAAUCGGCCGUGAGCGCCUUAUCUGCUCGCCGGCAGCUUGCCGCCGCUGCCGUGUUGCGCGAGACAAGCUCAUCGCCUGAGGACGAGCCAAAACAACGAGUUGGUAAUCAGUUCAGCGUGCUGCAGCGUGUCGCGCAGGCAGACCGUGGCUCGCCAAAGAGCCCGAGUACACCCAAGAGCGCUGCUGCCCGUAGAGAAGGCGCGUCUAAGCGUAGUACCGACAAAGGUGUCGCGACACCAGAGAGUGGCGCUUCGACUCCCAAAGUCGUUCCGUACUCGUCUUUCCGCCUCGGUAAAAACAACCAUAGGAAACACAAAGAUGGUUACAGUGAGCUACGGUUAUCCAACAGUGAGCGCUUCAUUGUGCUUGGGAGUUUUGGCAUUAAAGUGCUGGCUGGUGAGGUUGCUAUAGUCGGUGCAACGCUCACUGCGUCCGAAACUAUUCACUGGGUCCAUGCCCCUCACUGUCACGCAUUACCUGUUAUCAGAACCUCGGAGAAGACACGUCUAGAGCUGCAUAACGAGAAUGCAGAUCGACCACUGUUCUGCCUCUCCUCGCUAUCACCGCUAUACCAACGAAUAUGGCAUAAACCUGACAGGAACUCUGAGGAGACCGAUAGCUCCAGUGAAGAUACAUUCAAGAUUGAAUUGAACUCGCCACCGGAGUGGAACAAGGCAAUUUCGGAUAUCAUAGGGUCGACAAAAGUUGAUCGGCAAACCCAGAUAUCAGCUCUGGUAUGCGGCCCCAAGGGUGCUGGCAAAUCUACCUUUUCAAAGCUGCUCACAAAUCGGCUUCUCACUACCACGGAUCGAGCCGCCACGUCACAAUCAGUCACAGGAGUCGCGGUCAUUGAUCUAGACCCUGGCCAACCCGAAUACUCCCCGGCCGGAACCGUCUCUCUGAUUCAUGUCACUAGACCCAACUUCGGCACGCCGUUUUCCCACCCCGGCUUGCAUCAAGCUGGCCACAGAGUCAUGCGCAGCCAUGCUCUGGCAUCAGUAUCGCCGGCCAUGUCCCCUUCCCUUUACACGCAAUGCGCGACGGACCUAUACGAAACAUAUCGCAGGACAUUGCGAAACUGUCCGUUACUGAUCAAUACACCUGGAUGGAUCUUGGGAACAGGCCUUGAUCUGCUGGUGGAACUUAUAACAAAAUUGAUACCCUCCCAAGUUAUAUACAUGUCGGAGGAGGGUCCCGUUGAUGUGGUUGAGGUUUUACGGUCUUCCACACGGAACGAGUUCUUAACGCUACCAUCACAGCCUUGCGAAUUCACGACCAGGACAGGCUCUCAAUUCCGUGCCAUGCAAGCCAUGUCAUACUUUCACUUGGCGGAGGUGUCUAGAGCCGGCAGUCCAUCGACCUUGAGCUGGAACCCAAGGCCACUUUCUGCUUUGCCGCCAUGGGAAGUGCGUUAUUCCUCAAAACGACGAGGAAUCAAGGGUAUUCUAUCGUACGACUAUCAGUCACCGCCCGAGCUACUUAGAGCAGCGAUUGAUGGCAUGGUGGUGGCUGUGGUCGAGGUCGAAGCCGACGAAGCGUUUCGCGACAUUAUUGCCGGUUACGACUCGGCGUCCCAGCCACCAGUCUCUACUGUGCAGAUUUCAGGAAGCAAAGAACAAACGACGGAGACACCUGCACUGAGGAUCAUAGAAUCACCCGAAGGGCUACCGAUCAUAUCUAACACCAACGACGCCACGCUAGACCCCCGUUACUCCCGCGCCAUGGGCCUGGCACUCGUGCGCGGCGUCGACACCAAGAGCAAGAAGCUGCAGCUCAUCUCGCCGAUCACGGAAACCCAAAUACACAGUACCCGCUCUCAGGGCCACGACAUCAUUCUCAUCCACGGAAAGUUCGAUGCCCCUACUUGGGCAUAUGCCGAGGACUUCUUCUUUCAACGCGCCACAGCACCGCUCGAAAACCAGAAAGAGCAAGGAGAUGUCGACGUGACGUAUGAAGGGGCCAACGAGGAGGAGUCUGGUCCGGUGCAGGACCCGGUGGAAGAGGCACAGGAUGUGCCCGCAGAUCAGGCGUCUGGCGCGUGCGGCGAGAUCUGGGCCGAAACACUGGAGAUUAGCUCGGCAGUCCGGCCGCGAUUGAAAAUGCCAGGCACGUCCGGUUCUCCCGGCAAGAACGGUCUGAUUAGCUGGACGCAGGAUGCAACUCAAUCACAGACUCUGGCGGUGCAGGGUCAGGGGUCCGUCCAACAAAAAAGUUGCGAAUUCGAGCAGAGUCAUUCCGAUUGGGUCGUCUUGACUGCUGGUCAACAAUUACCAAGCGGGUCGCGCGGUUCUCCCCGACUGAGUUUUGUUCAAUGA